Acaulospora morrowiae is the source of this 437-nucleotide messenger RNA. NCBI's taxonomy places the organism in Eukaryota, Fungi, Glomeromycota, Glomeromycetes, Diversisporales, Acaulosporaceae. The record is from the annotation of a GenBank genome assembly.
AAAUCGUUAAUAAUACUCAGAACGUAUCUUCUACAGAAGAUAUUUCAUCUGAAAAUUUUGAACAAAAUCCCCGAGAUGAUAGUUCUAAGCAGAUAGACUCACGAUUUGAUGAAAAUCUCACGUAUAAUAUAGUUGAUAACGCUUCAAAUUCUGAUGAACCUAAUAGCCGGAGGCUAGCUCACGCUAAUGCUUCGGCAUCUGGUAUAACCGAUAACACUUUAAAUCCUAACGAUACUCACGAGGAGUCUAACACAUCUAAUUUGGAUACAUACCAGGAAUCGGUAAGCCCCACGUCUCCUAUUCAUACAGAAUCCAAAUCAUUGGAAGAAAAGGAAGAAGAUGAAAUCAUGGAUUCAAUGUAUAAGGAACGGACCAGUAAAGAAAUAAUUCAGAAGAUUAAGGAAAAGAGACUUCGGGAUCAAGACUUAUCGAUAUGA